CUUGCAUAUAAAAUAUACAAUUUCUCAAUUCCUAUCAGAUUUUGUUAUUGAUAUUCUAUGCCAAAGCGUUGACAUCUGAAGAAAAAUUCACAUCAGUCAUCACGUUUAUUUUCUUGGUUAAAUUAGCAAUAUUACAUCUUUCUUUGAAUUAAGGUAAUAUCACUGUAUGUGUGCUUCAUUUUGAAUAUUUUAUUUGCUAUGUAUAAUGAGUGAUGGUCCCACUGAACAUAUUAAGACAUUUGUAUUUUCUUCUAAAUAUAAUACACAAGGCAACCCUCAGGAAGAAAAAUUAGAAGUCUUCAUACCUGAGCGAUUACAAGCAACAUAUUCUUUCUACACUUGGCCAAGUGCGUCAGUCCUAGCUUGGUUCUUGUGGGAAAACAGGAGAGAUCUUAUUGGAAAAAAAGUUCUCGAAAUUGGCGCUGGAACUGCACUUCCAGGAAUUGUUGCUGCUAAGUGUGGAGCUGAAGUAAUUGUUAGCGAAUCUGCUUUAUUACCUAAAUCUCUUCAGCAUACUAGAAGGUGCUGUCAAUUAAACCAACUGGGUUCUAAUCAAAUAAAAGUUGUUGGCCUUACUUGGGGUCUUCUACUGGAUAAUUUAGAGAAUUUCAAACCCCUUGAUAUUAUAUUAGGCUCUGACUGCUUUUAUGAUCCUGCAGUGUUUGAAGAUAUUCUGGUGACAUUGUCUUAUUUAUUUGAGAUAAACCCACAUGCCAAAUUCAUUUGUACUUAUCAGGAGAGAAGUUCUGAUUGGUCUAUUGAACAUUUACUAGCUAAGUGGAAAUUGAAUUGUCAAAUACAUAGUACAAGUACAUUGGGCCAAAGUGCAGGAAUAAAUAUUUUAGAUCUUAUUGGCCCCCAUAAUAUACUUAUAUUAGAAAUUAUAAGUGCUAACUGAGAAUGGCAAGUAAUGUAGGUAGACAAUUAUACAAGAUAUAUGUUGGUAAUAUUCCUUGGACAGUAGCAACAUCUGAUCUGAAGAAGCACUUUACCCAAUUUGGUAAUCUCCAAAGUGCAUUUGUAGUUUUUGAU
This is a messenger RNA of Harmonia axyridis, 1032 nucleotides long. RefSeq names its product probable methyltransferase-like protein 23. The coding region runs from base 206 to 898 and encodes 230 amino acids. Lineage: Eukaryota; Metazoa; Arthropoda; Insecta; Coleoptera; Coccinellidae. Gene Ontology annotation, cellular component: cytoplasm; nucleus. The record is from RefSeq and is a predicted model, not a curated record. The transcript is spliced from 2 exons.